This is a messenger RNA of Falco peregrinus (peregrine falcon), 8855 nucleotides long. RefSeq names its product 3-phosphoinositide dependent protein kinase 1 (gene PDPK1). Gene Ontology annotation, biological process: peptidyl-serine phosphorylation; intracellular signal transduction. Gene Ontology annotation, molecular function: ATP binding; protein serine/threonine kinase activity. The record is from RefSeq and is a predicted model, not a curated record. Bases 2102 to 3979 code for a protein of 625 amino acids. Lineage: Eukaryota; Metazoa; Chordata; Aves; Falconiformes; Falconidae. The transcript is spliced from 14 exons.
UCUGCUUAUCUGGGCUGUGGAUCAGCCAUACAGACUAUACGUGUGUAUCACCAUGCUUGAACUAAGGCAAACGCACACCAGGCAAUCACUAUAUGCAAUUUGCUAGGUUCUGCUGCUUAACAUCAGACAGACCAUAGCAUUUUCCUUUAAGCAAAACAAAGAAUGGUGCCUUCAGAAGAGAGGUAGUAAAGCACACAGUACCAACUAAAGCUGUUCCACGAAAUACCACAUAUAUCAAUUAAAGCCUUUCAGCAUGGAAAACCUUCAUUGAUGCUGUAAAGAGCAGCUUUGCUGUGUCAUCCUUUUGAGAUGAAGACAAUGCUGCAGAGUGCAAUGGCUUCACCUAGCCGAGUUCAGGAGUCCAGAGACCUCCUGGAAAACUUGUACAGUAGAUUUUUAUCUCUUGUUCAGUUGAACACAAACUGAGCAACUAAAAUUAAGUAGAAAAGGGGGCAACAAUAAAAUCUAUGAGCUUGUCAGCAGUGAGAGGAAAGGGAAAGCAGGGGCCCAUUACUGAAUGGGAAAGGGAGCGAAUAACAGAUGAUGUGUAAUCGAUUGAAGGAUACAGCACCCUCUUUUUGUUUCAGUAGAACAAUAAAGUUUAGCAACGAAGAUAAUUAAUAUGAUUCUUUUUAACAAGAUGAUAGUAGCACACAGAAUUUGAGUUAAAACCCUUAGCAGUGUUAAAUUCUGCAGGGCCAGGCAGCAUUUGCCCUAAAAUAUUUUUUGCAAAAAAAAGAACAACAAAAAAAACUCAAGUGAACCGCAACAACUACCUGAAGCAGUCUCUGCCAUGUUGAAAGUCAUUUCUGAGAAGCUGUGCUGAACAAGAAACCUAGAGGACUUCUGAAAGAUUAACAGUCUCCUCUUCAAAUGUAGGAAAAAUACAGCCCAAAAUAAUGAUAAACCAAUUAGCAUGACUUCAUUCUUUAAAAGGAUUCUGGCAUAAAAAUACAUAUUUUUAAAAUAUCUAAAGGAUUAAAAAGUGAGAAACAAUAUAAAUUGAUGAAUCAACUUCUGUCUUUGACUACAGAAUUUACUUGAUGAUAAUGGGGAAGAAGCAGAUAAUAAUUUGACUUUGGUUAGUAUUUUUGACAGAGUUCGAUUUUAAAGGAAUACUAAGGAAGCUAGUUGGCUUAAAUGAUACCAGCUAGACUUACGAAUGAACGAUUAGACUUUUUGAAAAUGCACUGGAUUAAUCAUUAUUAGUUCCUCAUUAAAUGGCAUUUCAGGUGGUGUUCCAGGAGCCUAUCCUGGCUCAGUCUUGGUCCUAUUCAGUAUUUUCAUUAAUUUUGGUGAUGAAAUAGGAACUAUGCAUACAAGAUUUGUGACAUUGUUCUGGGAAGGAUUUUAGUCAUGUUGGGAGAUGAAAAAGAGGAGAAAAAAUUUUUUGACAAAUUCUGAGUGCAGUCUAAAUAACGUGAAUUUUCAUAAAGUGCAAAGGAUUGCACUUCAAAAGAGAAAGGAAAAGCAUCACUAUAAACUGGGAAAUAAUAGUUUAUUAUUUAAUAAUAUAUUAUUAAACAAUAUAUUAUUAUUUAAUAGAUUGAAAUAGGAUUUGAGAGUUGCAGAGUACCGCAAUGUAAAUAAUGAAUUAACAGUGAGAUGAUACUGUAAAUGGACAAAUACUACUAUAGCACAUAAAGAGAGACAUGUAAUUUGAGAAUGGUAGGAAGUACUUAUUUGGUUCUACUUUUAAUAAAUGAGUUCGCAGUUGAAUAGUGUAUCGAAGUCUAGGUAUGAUACCUUCAGGAAGACACGUAUCAGUUGGAAAGAAUCUGGGGAAGGAGACGCUAUGAGGGAGGCCACCAAUUUUGAUACAGUCUGAAAAAAAAACAAACGGUAUACCUAAAAACCCACACCCCCACGUACACAUUCACCCAACAACUGGUUAUGAUCAAUUGAUCUACUCGCCUGCUGAGGAAAAGGAAGUGAAAAUCAUCAUGCAGGAAAGCCGAUUUACUUACUUGGCUAUUGCAAAAAUCCGUCCAGAGAAAGCAGUUCAAGAGCAGGACCCUGCGGCUGCCCUGGCCCUGCGCCCCAUCCCCCGCUCGGCGCCGAGUGCCGGUGUUGCGGGUUCCGAUGCAGUUCAGUGAUAUAGAUGAUCCUUUCCUGCAUCGUCUUUUUGAGUAAUCCCUCACAAUUCAAAAAUCCUUUGAGAAAUUCGUUUGCUCCAAAGCGCGGCGGCCCCAGCCCGGCAGCGCCCGCGGCGGCCGGUGGGCAGGGCCGCGCCCCCCCGCGUACCUGGAGAACGCUCGUGACCGCGGCCGACGGCGAUUCAGCUCCCGGCCUGCAAAGCGCGGCCGUGCGCCGAGAGCAGCGCUCGGACCCGUAUGAUGCUGUUCCACUCCAGUCUAGUGUGGUGUUAUGCUCCUGUUCAUCCCCAUCAAUGGUGAGGAACCAAGCAGAUUCCAGCACUCCAUCUGUCAUUUCCACCUGUGGCAGCAGACAGGGAUCUAACAUGGAGGGCACUGCAGCUGAAUCAAGAUCUAGUUCAAACUCCUUGCAGCAGCAUACAGGACAGCAGCCUCCACAGCCUCGAAAGAAACGACCUGAUGACUUCAAAUUUGGGAAAAUUCUGGGUGAAGGAUCUUUUUCAACGGUUGUCUUGGCUCGAGAAUUGGCAAGUUCUAGAGAAUAUGCCAUUAAAAUUCUAGAAAAACGUCAUAUCAUAAAAGAAAACAAGGUGCCAUAUGUGACACGAGAGAGAGAUGUAAUGUCCCGUCUGGAUCACCCUUUUUUUGUGAAACUCUACUUCACCUUUCAGGAUGAUGAAAAGCUAUAUUUUGGGCUUAGCUAUGCCAAAAACGGAGAGCUGCUAAAGUAUAUACGCAAAAUUGGUUCAUUUGAUGAGACCUGUACAAGGUUUUAUACUGCUGAAAUUGUAUCAGCCCUGGAGUAUUUGCAUGGGAAAGGAAUAAUUCACAGGGAUCUUAAGCCAGAGAACAUCUUGCUAAAUGAAGACAUGCACAUUCAAAUAACAGACUUUGGAACAGCAAAAGUAUUACCUGCAGACAGCAGACAAGCACGGGCAAACUCAUUUGUGGGGACAGCACAGUAUGUUUCUCCAGAACUGCUAACAGAGAAAUCUGCCUGCAAAAGCUCUGACCUCUGGGCUCUGGGAUGUAUAAUAUAUCAGCUUGUAGCUGGAUUGCCGCCAUUUAGAGCUGGAAAUGAAUAUCUUAUAUUCCAGAAGAUAAUAAAGUUGGAAUAUGACUUCCCAGAAAAAUUUUUUCCCAAGGCAAAAGACCUUGUUGAAAAGCUCUUGGUUCUAGAUGCUACCAACAGAUUAGGUUGUGAAGAAAUGGGAGGAUAUGGACCUCUUAAGGCUCAUCCCUUCUUUGAAUCCAUUGUGUGGGAGAACCUACAUCUUCAGACACCCCCAAAACUUACAGCGUAUUUACCUGCCAUGUCGGAGGAUGAUGAAGACUGUUAUGGAAAUUAUGACAAUCUCCUGAGUCAGUUUGGUUGCAUGCAAGUUUCUGGUUCUGCCUCUUCCCAUUCACUGUCUGCUCCAGAGACAAGUACACCACAGACAUCAGGAGGAAAUAUUGAACAGUAUAUUCAUGAUCUUGACAACAAUUCCUUUGAGCUGGACCUACAGUUUUCUGAAGAUGAAAAGAGGUUACUUCUGGCAAAACAAGCUGGUGGAAAUCCUUGGCACCAGUUUGUAGAAAAUAACUUAAUUCUAAAAAUGGGUCCAGUGGACAAAAGAAAGGGUUUGUUUGCACGUCGGCGCCAGUUGCUGCUCACAGAAGGACCCCACCUGUAUUAUGUGGAUCCUGUCAACAAGGUUCUAAAAGGAGAAAUUCCAUGGUCUCUAGAGUUGCGACCAGAAGCAAAGAAUUUUAAGACAUUUUUUGUUCACACACCAAACAGGACAUAUUACCUGAUGGACCCGAGUGGGAAUGCUCAUAAAUGGUGCAAAAAGAUACAUGAAGUUUGGCGGCACAGAUACCACCAGAAUGCUGCUAAAUAGUAAAGCUCAUCCAAACUUUCCCAGUUUCCCUACUUGCUGCUAGAACUCCGUGUGCAGCCGAUCAGAGGAAUCUUUUCAACCCACCUAUUACCAUCUCAAGGGGAAGCAUAUGUCUGAAAUGUUCUGGGUUUUUUUGUUUUUGUUUUUUUACUAAGAAAGAAAAAAAGAAAAGCAAAAACCUAAUGGAAUUCAGGGUCGCUUUGCUCGCUCUUUGUGCUUCUGUUGAGGCUUCCACAUGCAUAUCACUGCAGUGAAGAUCUUGCUUUUGUGCACUUCAGCUCAAUUUCUGCUGCAGACUAGAGGAUAGACCUUGCAUUACCAGCUUCACUUAAGAUGAGUUAAAACCAAUCCACACGCACACAUGCUGAAUCAUGUACCAGCCUUGCAUUUUAUGGGGCUGGAGUUUUCUGUGACUUCCAGAUUAUCAUUAAACUGUAUUUCAUCAGGGAGCUUUUAUAUGCCUCUCCUAAGCACCACCUCUUUUUCUCUUCCUUUCCUCACAGUCCCCCAGCUUAUUGGUAUAUGGCAUUUGUAGCCUGGUCAGUUGCACCCAUGUGUAAUUCCUAAUAUAGUUCUGGUUGCAGGAUUUAUGUGGUACUUUAGUAAUUAUGUGAAUGAAUCAGAUGUAUGUGUCUGGCAGACAGGCUCCAGUGAUACAGGUUUUGAGAGAGUGAAAUGCUGAGCAUGGCACUGAAAGUUCUCUAAAAUUGUAAUGUUGGCUUCUGAAGCAUAUAAGAUCUUAAACAUUCAAUUUUAAUUUUAAUAUGAAUCAUGUGUGUUUAAUCAAGGGACAAUAAACUUAACUAGCAUGCUUUUAACUAAUGCUAACUAAAGACUUAGCUAGUUAGUAUUGGGGGGAAAAAGGUUACUAUUGAAGUAGUAAAUAGUUUUUCACCUUUUCAGGAGGUGAGGGCUAGAAGCUUUCUUUCCAGGUUGUGCAUGUAUUGUGCAUUUUAGUGGGGCCAGCCUGUUUACCUGGGUAGAGAAGGAAGUGUGAAAGCUUUGUAGAAUUGAUUACUUGACUUUUUUUUGUCUCAUUGAAUAAUGAGAUGUACAAAAUCCUGUUUUUGGUCCAUGGCCAAAUAUUUAGUAACUCUGAAAAAAAUUUAAGCAAUUGAAAAAUCAGAUCCAUAAAGCAAUCUAGUUAAAAUUUCAAAGGAAAGAUAUUGAUAAAAGGAGAAAAUAUAUGAUACUUAAGGCAUAUCUAGAAAAUGAAAAUAUUUUUCAUAUCGAUAUCCUUUAUCCUCUUCAAAUUAAGGCUUUUUUUGUGGUCAAACAUUUCUUGUAAUGCUGCAAAGACAAAACUUUAUGUGCUAAAAACAACUUACCUAAUGUUUUUUUCAACAUGCUUGUGUUCCUGAACCUUGCAGAGAGGAAUGACCUAGGUCUGUACGAAGGCAUUCCUUGUUUUAAAAGUGGUAUAAACAUCACACCUAUUUAUUUGCCUUCUAUGUAUACCAUCUCUUGGCAUUUUGAAGUAUCAUAUUAUGAUGUGCUUUUCCUUCCACCAAAGAAAGAAAUGUUCUCCUGCAAUGCUGAAAAACUCAUGGGCUACUGUUCUAGAAGCAGUAUUUCUAAAAGCAAUGGCUUAUCAGGAUUUUACGUGAAUGUUGGGUAUUUUGUUGUCGUACAGGAUGAAGGCAAGGUAUUAUUGAUCUCUUAAAAACUGUUGUGUGGUUGGACUUGAUGCCAGUUCAGCUUUUCCAGUAUCUUUCAGUCUUUAAAGGAGAGAGAGUGCAGUUGCCUUUUCUUUUGGAGGAUCUACAUUCUUGUAAUCUUCUAUUAUCCCACCACGUACACAGACUUGACAGAAGUAAAUCACUGGCUUACAGUGCCUGGUGUUAAGGAAGCUAAGGUGCCCUGUAAAUGGCUGAGACAAGACAGACAGAACACCAUCCCUUUUGUGUCACGAAAAACUUCAUCACGUACAAGUUGCACUCCUUUUCACUAAAAUUUUAAUAGCACAGUACACCACCUCUCUGUGCCUGUGUUAAUCCUGUAUUUACCAUUCCAAACAAGAUGACGUGUACUCUAAGUUUGUUGCAGUGCUAUCCAUUUGUUCUCUGGUUGUCAAAUUCCAGCUGUACAUUGGGUUCCCUGGAGGCAACCCUACUGCUUUUGGACUUAGUCUUUGGUAUGGAGAUGUCAGUGUACCAAUUUCCAACUUUAUACAGGAGAGUUUUGCGGUGUCAUGGUGCCACUGCUGUUCAAUGUGACAAAACUUGGCCAUAUGUAAAAAGUCUGGCAAAGUUGUUCUGCUAAUACUGAACACCUCAGCUUCAUUAGGAGGUGGAGUGACCUCCAUUGGCUUGGUCACUAGGUGGAAAUCUAGGAAUGCGUAAGCAUGUUUUCUGUGAUAUUUAGGCUUGUGAUCAUUUUGCCAUUACAAAGGAAUUUUUGCUCUUUCACACCCUGAAAAUUCUCUCUCAGAGCACUUCUGUCCUGCCCACCAAAAGUGUUCAGCCAAAGGAAUCUUGGUAGUGGUAAGCUCUCAAGAAGUUGUCUGGAAGGCUGAUGUCUACAUUCUGGUAUUACAUCUUUAUUUUGAUAAUGCUGUCAUUAGGAAACCGCGAUCAUCUCUUGCAGGCAUCCCUCUCCUUAGAACUUCAGUGUUCCAAAUCAAGCUUUCUUUAGCUGCUGCGUUUUUGGGAAGGGACCAGAACUUUUCUGGAAGAGGUAUUUGUCGGUCUUGGACUGUAAGUUGAAUCCAUGGUUUUGAAAGAUGGCAGAAUAGAGUGAGGCAAGACAAAACAAUCAUGUGCAUUUAAGUAUGUUUCACUGGUUUUUCUACUUAAAUGUGCAUUGCCAGGUGUGAUAUGCUAUGAAGGGCUGGUUCCUGUUCUAAAUGCUUAUAUCCAGAAGCAGGGUAGCUUCAGACCUUUGUCCUGAAGAUUACUCGUGUGGUUCAUGGGAAUUCACGGAAUUAAAUGUACAAGGGAGGUUCUUCAGAGCUGCAGAUAAGUCAGUUAAUUUCUCUGCUUUUUAUUCAAGGUCUUUCAAAGCACAAAAAGGGUUGUUAGGCACUUGAAGACUCUUCUUCAGACUCCUCACUGCAAACCUACUGAAAAUCCAAUCUGUUGUUUCAUUCCAUCUUUUGUAUUUUGAACAAUUGCCAGUCAUUUAUAAAGAAUCUGGUCAGUAAUUGAUUUUGUUUUGCUUGGGAUUUGAACUUCGGGAAGGUGUUUAUUGCUUCUGUAUUCUGUGGGGUGGAGCUCACAAAAGGAUGAAGUACUACUGCUAGAAAGGGCUUUUGAAUCACACUGUUCUAUUCAGUGUCCAGCCCGGUCACAGGAAGUUUAAAACUGCUUUGAUAAACUGGAGACAUGAGUUAUUGCCAUUGCCCUUAAAGACUGGUUUUGAGAAGGAUUUAUAUUAAGGCAGGCUUGCUUCAGAUGUGAUGUGGAGGCAUUGUGAGCAGACUGACAUUACCUAUUAAGAUCUCAUGUGCUAAGCAUUUAGAUACUGAAGACAUCAAGCCAUUGGAUAGUAGUACUGUGCUCUGCUUGUCUCCUUCUGGCAUGAUUUAUUUGUGAGGUAUCUGCCAUAUAUAAGCCCAGAAAAAACACAGCUCUGUAGGUCAAAACAAAAAUUUGGUAAUUGUAAUCCCUUUUCAUAGUUCAAGAUGCUUAAUGUGCUUGGUAUUACUAUGUUUUGUGCUGGGAACUUUGAAGAAUCCUGAGGGAUUCCCACAUGUACACUUAACAGUUUCCUUUGAAUGAUGUAGUAAAGCAGAGACAGCUGCUUCGUUUGGCCAGUGGACAAAAAUCUGAUUUCAACACCUUGCUGAGGAGAGAACUUUAUAUUAAUAGUUGCCUAAAGAUGUGGUCUGUGGAUUCUGAUCAUCCUUUCUACUAGUGAAUUACAUGAAUAGGUGUGGUAUUUAUAUCUGAAAUUUUGCUGAAUGCCUGUAAUAUUUUAUGCAGAUAUUUUAUUAAUCAAAUGGAAGUGCUCCUGCAAAGCUUCAUGACACGGAUUGUCCAUCAGCUGAUCAAGCAAGCUUACAGACAAGUAAUUCUCUGACCCAAAAUGGCAUGCUUUCAGUUAAGACUGGUGAUUUAAGAAUGUUUCCUCUUUCUUAAAAGAAAUGUGACUUCUACACAGCAAACAAUUGGAGAGGUCCUUAAGCGCCCCAUGACCUGGUCUGUCUGUUGGCAUGGCAGUGAAUGUAGAUGGUUGCCAUUUGACAAAGCUUCCUAUGACCAUGUACUGACUCUGGAUGUGGCAAAUGUUCUAAAUUGUAGCAGAACUUACAAUUACUGUAUCUGACAAAAGAUAAGAAAUAGGAACCAGGAACUAUAAUCAGUUUUGAUAGUUGUAUGCUAGCUGUUUUCAGGUUGGUGGCAGUCAGUUACGUGUGUAUAUUCUCUACCUGGUUUGUAGCUGUAACUGUGAUGUACAGAUAAAAAAAAAAAGAAAGAAAACCCCCACCCCCUUCAACAAACACCGAAAAACAAUCUCCCCUCCUCCAAGAACUUACGAAAACAGAAGCAAAUAAUGCAAUGAUAUAAGAUACACACUUUUGUAUUUUUAUUCUUAUAAGAUUAUUUGCUGGCUCUUGUUGGCCUCUAGUUCAGUCUGUGUUAUUUAAAUUCUAAUAUAUGAAUUAUUUGGAUUGAAUUCAUGUUCGGGGCCAUGGUGUUGUAUGUAUUGAUGUACAGCCUUGAAUGUGAAUAAUUAUUGUAAACUAUAUUUUACACCUUUUUUCUGGCUUUAUUAUAUAAAUUUUCUAUUGGUCGAUGAUUUAAUCAUAUCUCAUAAUUUAAUGACUGUUUAUUCUCCUCUCGACAGAUUUCUGUGCUGUAGAUGUGUAGUUAGUGACUGGAUGACGGAUUUCACUUAUGCUUGGUAGUCUGUAAUAAAGGCAUGUAGGGUCCUG